UGAAGACAGAACGAUAUGCAUUUCCAGGCAUAGGUUGCACUUUAUUGGACAGGAAAUUGGGAUUUUCCUGUUGAAAAAGCAGUGGGCCAGAUUCAAAGCCAUCAUGCCCAGAGGCAGUGACUCAGAUGGCUGGACCAUCCAAGGCCACCACCUUUGUCCUUUUGGUCUGUUGUUAAUAUUUGUCUCUCUCUGGGUUCUUUCUGUCUCCCGGUCUAAUUCUCUCCUCACGACCCUCUGACCCAUUGAACAAUGUGACCAGAAAGCAAACACCUAAAUACAUUUCACCAAACAACUAAGUCUUUAAAACAAGGAUAGAGAGAGAGAGAAAGUUGAGAAGUGAAGCAAGAAUAGGAGAGUGAAAAAGGAAUACAGGAAAACCACUGAGUGUGUGUAUUUGCUGAGGCAGAAGUGAUCAGUUCCUCACCAUGCCAGCAGUGAGUCUCUGCCUGUUCCUCUUGCCCCUCCACGCCACCGCGUCAAUCCUCUCAGGGUGGGUGGAGUCUCCAGGUUAUCCCCGUGGUUACCCACCUGAUUCCAGUCUGAACUGGAGCAGAUGUGCCCCUCCAGGCCAUGUCGUGGCCCUCACUCUGACACACCUGGACGUGGAGGACAGUGACGGCUGCGAGCAUGAUGCCCUAGAGAUCUUCGCAGAUGGAAACCAGAUAGAUGUUCUGUGUGGUGAAAAGUCAUUCAAGGACCUUGAUUCCAUGGUGAAUCCCAUGCUCCUCUCCUCUGCGAAAGGGUGUCUUUCUCUGUCAUUCCACUCUGACUACUCCAACACCAAGAGACACACUGGAUUCAGGGGGUUUUAUACUCUGCAAGACUUUGAUGAGUGCGAGGAGGACCCAGACAACGGCUGUACCCAGUUCUGCCACAACUACAUUGGAGGCUACCAAUGCUCCUGUCGCCCUGGUUACUACCUGGACACUGACGAACACACGUGCACAGUGAGUUGCACCGAGGACCUGUCAGGCUCACUGCGUGGCGUGGUUUCCAGCCCGUCCUGGCCCCACCCGUACGCCGAGCACGCCCGCUGCUCAUACACCCUGUCGGUAGAGGACCACCUGCAGCUCCUCCUGCACUUCACCGGGGAUUUUGACGUGGAGCAGAGGGCGGACGGGCGCUGCGUGGACGCGCUCACGGUUGAGACUUCCGCUGGGACUCUAGGGCCGUUCUGUGGCAGCGUGGCCCCCCCAUCCCCUCUCCACACCAAGGCCCACCACGCCCGUGUUGUCUUCUCCGCCGACGGACAGGGGUCCAACAAAGGAUUCACCCUCCGCUACAGUGUCACACCAAAGACGUGCCCAGGAAUUGUGACCUCCAAAUCUACCAUGACUCCACAGCAAACUGAAUAUCACCAUGGUGACACAGUCACAGUGACAUGUGACCCAGGAAGUGUUCUGGACACAGGCGACGAUGCGUAUAAGUCGUCAUGCCAACGGACAGGUGAAUGGAGUCCUGUACAGCACUGUGAACCUGUCAACUGUGGACAACCAGACAUUUCUGAUGAAGUCCUUAAACUGGUGGAUAAAAAUCCAAACACUCUGUUUCUUGAUGAGAUCCAGUUCGAGUGUGAAUCCAAAUACUACAAAUUGGAGUGGGAUGAGAAGUACAUCUGCGAGGCCAGCGGCAAGUGGACAUCUGUCAAUGGCCAACAAAGUUUUCCCAAGUGCAUUGAAGUGUGUGGGAUUCCAGAAGAAGCUCCUUCUAGCAGUGGAAGAAUUAUGGGGGGCAGAGCAGCAAAACUGGAAGAGAUACCCUGGCAGCUUUUGACAAAAUAUCCCAGAAGAGGAGGGGCAUCACUGAUCAAUGACCGGUGGGCUCUCACAGCAGCUCAUGUAGUGGAUGGGUACGAGGAAAGCCCUAUUACAUUUUUUGGAGGACUGAUAGAUGCACUGAAAGGAAAAGAAGAUGAGAAAGAUACAGUUGUUAUGAAGACAAAGAAGAUCAUCAUUCACCCUAACUAUGUGAAGGGCAUCCUUGGUAAUGAACGCACUAACUAUGACAACGACAUAGCUCUCAUCAGAAUGUCUUCCAGGGUGAAGUUGGGGCCCACAGUUCUCCCUGUAUGUCUGCCUGAUGUAGAUGGAGGGCUGAAAGAGCAACAAGUAGGGGGCGUUUCAGGGUGGGGGGCAAAAGAGACUAAAGAUAAGACCAAAAUAAAUGAAAAAAGCCAAUUUUUGCGUUACACAGAAGUGACAAGAUUGGAGCAAAAAAAGUGUGAAGACACACCUUCUUUGCCCAACAACAAACGUAUGGUUUUCACUGAAAACAUGCUCUGUGCAGGGUCUGAUGGGAAAGAUAGCUGCAGGGGGGAUAGUGGCGGCCCAUUGUUUUACCCUAGACUAAGUUCAGGGAACCAAAAGAACAGAGCACAUCGUCUGGUAGGCAUUGUGUCCUGGGGUUCCCCUUGUGAAGUGGGAAAUGACUCUACAAAGGGUUACUACACCAAAGUGGAGAAGUACUUAGACUGGAUCAUGGAGACGAUGAAGCGAGAAGAUCAGGGGGAAGAGCAGGGGGGAAAGUAAAACAUGUAAGUUAACUGUUAACCUCCUUAUCACAGAUGUAUGCUUAUGAUAUCCAGUACAUCAACCAAUCAAUCUGCUUUUUAUUAUUCAAGAGGAGAUUACAUCAAACAAUGUUACUAGUAAAGUCAAUACACAGACAAGACCAUCCACUCUGAAUAAAAUCUAAAAUCUUUGGCAAAUAACAAAUAUUCCUUCACAGUUUAACCCCCGAAUGGAAAAACCCAAAUAAAAAGAUGAUUG
Esox lucius (northern pike) is the source of this 2768-nucleotide messenger RNA. RefSeq names its product complement C1s subcomponent. Gene Ontology annotation, biological process: complement activation; proteolysis. Gene Ontology annotation, cellular component: extracellular region. Lineage: Eukaryota; Metazoa; Chordata; Actinopteri; Esociformes; Esocidae. The transcript has 11 exons. The coding region runs from base 426 to 2528 and encodes 700 amino acids. The record is from RefSeq and is a predicted model, not a curated record. Gene Ontology annotation, molecular function: serine-type endopeptidase activity; calcium ion binding.